Messenger RNA from Lucilia cuprina (Australian sheep blowfly), 1655 nucleotides. Its product is annotated as retinol dehydrogenase 13. The transcript is spliced from 5 exons. NCBI's taxonomy places the organism in Eukaryota, Metazoa, Arthropoda, Insecta, Diptera, Calliphoridae. The coding region runs from base 409 to 1647 and encodes 412 amino acids. The record is from RefSeq and is a predicted model, not a curated record.
UGUUCUGUUUAUCUUUCAAAAGGGGGUUAGAUUUAAAUUUUUUUUAUUGAACAUUAAGAAAAAACGUGUCAUUGUUACUUCAGUAAUUGGCGGGUGAGGCUAAAAAAAAAGUUUGGAGCUUACGAAAAAGUUUUUUUCUAGUAAAAUUAAAGAAAAUAAAGCAUCAAAUAAAAUACACAAAAACAGAAGAAAACGUGACCUUGUGCUUAAAAGAUAAAACCGCAUAAAAUAAAGUAAAAAAGAAAAUAAAACUUAAAUGAAAAAGUGCCCGUCUUUAGAGAUUUGAUACAGCAUCACGAAAAAUAAAAAAACAAAAGCUAACUUUUAAAUUUGUUUAAAAGAAAAAGAAGAUAAAAAAUAAAUAAAUUUACACAAUACUUAAAUAUAGAAAAAAAAAAACAUUAAAAAAUGGAUGAACUCAAAUCACUUCUAGAAAAUGCAGAUCCUUUUCAAACCUGGUGGCCUGCAAUAGCGGCCCUUGUGGUCUGUGUUAUAGUUAUAAUACGCACCUUAAUGAGCGGUCAACGCUGUCCAAACGACAAUCAAAUUAAGGAUCAAAUUGUAAUUAUAACGGGUGGCAAUACUGGCAUUGGCUAUGAAAUAGCUAAAGCUUUGGCUGGACGUGGUGGGCGCAUCAUAUUGGCCUGUCGCAAUAUGCAAGAAGGUGAAAAGGCGGCUAGAGUCAUUAAACGUGAACUAGGCUGUACGGUUAUAGUGCCAAUAAGACCUAAACUACCACAAGAUGACAAUAGUGAAAAUACAAAUACGAAUACAACAACAGCUUUAGUAACACAAUCAACUAAAAUGAAUGAAAAGUUCUUUGUGGAAGUACGUUAUUUGGAUUUACGUUCCUUUGAUAGUGUCCAUCGUUUUGCACGUAACAUAACGAGCGAAUUUGAACGAGUCGAUAUACUAAUCAACAAUGCCGGUGUCAUUUUCGCACCAUCACACAUAACGACAAUCGAUGGCUUUGAGCAGCAUUUACAAGUCAAUUAUUUGUCACAUUUCUUGCUCUCCCACCUGCUGUUGGGUCAUUUGCGAAAGUCGGAAAAUGGACGCAUAAUAAAUGUAACGGCUCACGCGUAUGCAGCUGGUAAAAUGGAUUUUGAUGAUCCAUUAAAUGUGGGCACUUGGUCAGUACAGUUUCAUGCACGCGAUGCUUUUUCACAUUCCAAAUUGGCAGUACUUUUGGCAACACGUUGGAUGGCCAGAAAAUUAAAGGAAACUUCAAUCACCGUAAAUUGUUGUACACCUGGUUUGGUACGUGGUACCUCACAUUUGAGAAAUUCACCACUUAUGUCGUCCAUUUGUGUUAAAUUGAUGACUUUACCCUGGAUGUGGCUGUUCAUGAAAAAUCCCUACGAGGGUGCACAAUGUGCCAUACGUUUGGCAACGGAUCCACAAUUGAAACAAGUAACCGGCGAAUACUUCAAUGAUUGCGAAAUUGCUGCUACCAUAGGUUUAGCCCAAGAUAAGGAAUUGGCCAAGAAAUUAUACAUGCAGACCAUACAAGUCCUGAAAAAAGUUACAAAAAUGGAAAUUGAUAAAGCAGCAACAGAAGAUGAUGAUGGCCAUAUCACCGACACUCAAGAUGAUGAGGUAGAAGCUUUACAAGCGGAAGUUGCCAUUAAAAACAAAUUACAAUAGAUCUACAA